Molecule: messenger RNA, 1869 nt
Organism: Haliotis rufescens (red abalone)
Lineage: Eukaryota; Metazoa; Mollusca; Gastropoda; Lepetellida; Haliotidae
Product: beta-1,3-galactosyl-O-glycosyl-glycoprotein beta-1,6-N-acetylglucosaminyltransferase-like
Exons: 6
Coding region: 262-1560 (432 amino acids)
Cellular component (GO): membrane
Molecular function (GO): acetylglucosaminyltransferase activity
Source: RefSeq, a predicted model, not a curated record
CAGGGAAACAGAAAGGAAAACUACCAGAACUCCGUGACAUAUUUUAAGUUGCAGUUUGUACUCCAAGCGAGCAACACCUCUCCAAGCCUCCAGAGCCUCCUCAAGCCCACGCACAGCACCGCUGAUAGCAAGCCCAGGGAGAACUUCGAAGAAAGACGUCCCGGUGUAUCAGCUCUCAGCUCUCAGCUCAGCGACAGCAAGGUAUUGACUUUUGACAUCCUGAUUCUCAAGGUGCGCCUGGAUUGCGACAUACAGACUGACAUGGAAAACUACUGCAACAACAUCUGGAGGAGGAAGCGGUUAUUUUUUUUCAUUCUGCUUGGUGUCGUGAUUAUCAGUAUUAUUCAAACGCACCUCCGUUUUGAUUCCUUCAUUCAAGGAUAUACCUUCAACACGUCAAACUGGUUUCCACAAAGAACAGAUCGUCAACAGCACCAAACAGCCGAUUGUUAUACGCGGAUCACUCACGGUAUUUCCUGUAAGAAAAUUGUAGCGGGUGAUGCUAAAGAAAUAAAAAAAGCAAAUGAAAUUAUGACCAAAGAGUUUCGUUCAAGCUUUUUGCCUGAAAUUUACCCAUCUCUAACACAUGACUGUCAACGGUAUAAAAGAACACGAGGUUUCAUAAACAGCACCAUGACUCCCGGCGAAAGGCUGUUUCCCAUUGCCUUCAGUAUUCUGGUGUAUAAACAUGCAGAACAGGUGGAGAGGCUGCUGCGAGCAGUAUGGCGGCCACAUAAUGUAUACUGCAUACAUGUAGACUCGAAAUCUAGUAGCAUAUUCAAAGGUGCGAUACAAUCAAUAAGUAAAUGUUUUGACAAUAUCUUUCUUCUUCCUAAACCAGUCAGUGUUCGGUGGGGAACCUACACAGUGCUUGAACCGGAACUACUAUGUAUGGAAGCUUUGUGGAAACAUAAAACUCUUUGGAAAUACUUUAUCAACCUAACAGGCCAAGAAUUUCCUUUGAAAACUAACUAUGAAUUAUAUAGGACACUGGAUGCGUUUAAUGGCACAAACGAUAUUGGCGGAGGAUAUAAAAGGGCUAAUUUUAAUAGAUGGAAAGGCCGUGGAGACCCUCCCCACAACAUCAAACCACGGAAAGGCAGCGUUCACAUCGCUGCAUCCCGGGGGUACGUCGACUACCUUCUUCACAAUAAUGUGUCACGUGACUUACUGACGUGGGUAAAGAAGACCGGUGUCCCAGAUGAAACCUACUUCGCUACUCUCAACUACAACCCUCACCUCAAGGUUCCAGGGUCUUAUAAAGGAGAUGUGGACGACGGGCUCCACGAUUUGAUGAUCCGCUACAAGAUAUGGUACCAACCUACUGUAUGUUCCGGGAAGUUUGUUCGUGCGAUAUGUGUCUUCUCUGUCGGUGAUCUAGUUCGGAUGACAUCCUCGCCCGGACUCUUUGCCAACAAAUUCUUCUACGACUACCACCACCUCGCUUACGACUGCCUAGAUGCCUGGUACCAGGACAAGGUGGCACAAGAGCUGCAAGGACGUCUGGACUUCAACACUACAUUCUACAGCAACAGAUGGGUGGUCAGAAACCACUUCUAGACGAUUGCCGGAAUGGUGGAAAUCUGUUUAACAGCUUCUUAUCUGCUUCAUCGAUAACGCAUAACGGUUUGUGACGGUGUUACCGAUGGGACAAGAUACGCUAACCUUAAGGCGAACAACUCAUAUCAUCACUAUUUGACAAUGAUUCAUAAACCAAUGAAUUCAGUUUUAGCAGAGAAUUCUUAUGAUUAUGGAAAGAGUUUUGUCCCUAUUUUUUGAAUGAAUGUACUUAUUAUGUAUAUAAACUGAUUAAUGUUUUAUUAAAUGUUUGGAAUUUGUCAGGCAAUAAUAAAUGAGAACCUGUAGUUA